Molecule: messenger RNA, 2442 nt
Organism: Spodoptera frugiperda (fall armyworm)
Lineage: Eukaryota; Metazoa; Arthropoda; Insecta; Lepidoptera; Noctuidae
Gene: PTPMT1
Product: phosphatidylglycerophosphatase and protein-tyrosine phosphatase 1
Exons: 6
Coding region: 101-694 (197 amino acids)
Biological process (GO): protein dephosphorylation
Molecular function (GO): phosphatidylinositol-4,5-bisphosphate 5-phosphatase activity; phosphatidylglycerophosphatase activity; protein tyrosine/serine/threonine phosphatase activity
Source: RefSeq, a predicted model, not a curated record
GACAGAUGGCUGUCACAACAUUCCUGUCAGUUGCACAAGUGGAAGAGGACCUAAACAAAAAAUUAAUAUUCAAUCCCCACCACGGAGUGCAGCUUUCACCAUGGCCACAUCAAUGUUCGCGCGAGUGACUUUCUAUCCAACUUUAUUAUACAAUGUGGUCAUGGAAAAGGUGACCAGCAGGCGCUGGUAUGACAGGAUGGAUGAUACAGUCAUCCUAGGGGCCCUUCCUUUCCAAAGUAUGGCACAACAAUUAAAGGAAGAGGAAAAUAUGAAAGGAGUAGUUUCAAUGAAUGAAACAUACGAACUGAAGAUAUUCUCCAAUGAUGCUGAGAAAUGGCGGGAACAGGGCGUGGAGUUCCUCCAGUUGGCCACGACAGACAUAUUCGAAGCCCCGGACCAGGACAAACUGUUCGAAGGAGUCACUUUUAUUAACAGGUUCCUACCAACGGACUGCAAGCUAUCGGGCGUGCCGACGGAGUGCGAGCAGGUGAACAGCGGCUCGGUGUACGUGCACUGCAAGGCGGGCCGCACGCGCAGCGCCACGCUCGUCGGCUGCUACCUCAUGAUGAAAAACGGCUGGUCGCCAAAAGAAGCAGUGAACUACAUGCGCAUACGACGGCCCCACAUCCUACUGCACACCAAGCAAUGGGAGGCUCUGGACAUCUUCCACCGGAGACAUGUCACCAGGACCUGAACACGCCUCAAUUGCCUCCAACUAGCAUAAUUAGCCAACCACAGAGCUAAAAUAAACCGUAUUUGUAUGAAACUAAGGUACAUAAUUCAUCCUCCUGUUAUGCACAAGUGUAACUAUAAAGGUAAGAAGGGUUUUGUACUCUGUUAUGUUGUAAAUACGAUUGUUUUUGCGAUACCCAUCGAAUAUGUUAAAGUACAGUAUACAAGGUACUUGCGCAAAGUAUUGCCAGUUGCGCAAAAGACUUGCGUUAAGUUUUAUUAAUGCGCAAAUAUUAGAAACUUUGCGCAAGUCUUUAUUAAAGUUUAUUGUUACUCUGUGGUGAGCCUGUGUAUUCAAAAUGACAGUCAUUUUGUGUAAUCAUAUAGCAAAGGUUAUUAGUAAUGUAUUCCAAUGUAUAUUUAGUUUCUUAGACAAAUAUUUUAAUACAAUUUGUAAGUAUAAUUUACUUGCAAUACGCUCAAAUAGUGUCAUGAUUCCAUAGAUUUUGAAAUAGAUUUCAGAAAGAGAUAGUGCUCUACUAGAUGCCCUAAGUAGAUCGCUAUCUCUUUCACUCUAUAAUUAUAAAAGUAAGUACUUCUAUAUAACGGUCAGAACAAAACUUAAACUUUCUAUCUCUCUCCCUCUCUAUCUUUUAAAAGUACAAUUUGAAUCACAAAACAAUGUAUUAACUUUUAACUUGUUUAUAUUGAAACCAUCUUGUAGUAAUGGUUUGUUUACCUUCGUAAGUAAUUUUCGUUUUAUAGCUCUUUUAUCAAAUGUUAUAUUGCAAUUCAUUAUGUAUUUACAAAAAUAACUUCAAAUUAAUUUACUGCCAAUUUCAAUAACCGAUCUUACCUGCCGUAUUUAGAGACAUUUAAUGGUUACCUAGACUAUUCCUUAGUAACGAUUUUGUUACGAAAGGAAUUGCAAAGGAUGGGUUAAGUAACCAUUAAAUGACUGUGAGUAUGGCGGUUAAUCCAUAAUAUUUGGAUCGAUCAUUUAUGACAGAAACUCUAUAGAACUUAUGUCAAAAUCGGAUGUUAAUCUAAAGAUUUUGUAUUGAGAUCGGUUAUUGAAAUCGGAAAUUAUUUAUCUACAUUGCUUUGCUAAGCCAUAAUGUCAUUACAUUACAAAAAAAUAUAUUGCUCUUAUACAUGAUGUAAACAGAACACUACAAACAGACGUUGGUAAAAAACGAGAUGUAUUAGAAAAAAGCAAUGCAAUUAUUAUUUUAUGUAACAAUAGUUGUAAUCAACUGCUUAAAGCUGAUGUUGCAUGGAUAACAAGUAAACAAAAACGAUUAAAAUUAUAAAAACAACUAUUUUAUAGAGUUAUUUGUGAGCAUUCCGUUUACAUACUGUAUACAUAAAUCUUGUUAUUUCUAUAACGGGUAAACAGUGUACUUGCAUUUUCAUCUUUUAACCAAAUCUUUGGUUAUUUUUCUCCAUAAUUUUGCAUCUACGCAUUAGGAUCAAAAGCCAAUGUUUCAAAGCCAAAUACAUAGAAGUACAGUAAAAACUAUUGUUGAAACGACAGCACACAAAGUUAUCCCAAUAUUCAAUGUUCAACUUUAUGUUGUACCAUAAUACUGUAGUAUUAAAGGUCAAAAUCGAAUGAGAAAUUUAGUUAAUUGGUGUAGCUUUCCGUGCUGUCGUUAGCGCACAAGGUAAUGUCGAUAUUUGUAAGUGUUGAGCCUACAAAGUAGUUAAUUUAUUUUGUUAUGAAUACAAUAUUUUAUUAACGAAAUAUUAAACGAAUUAUAAUUUUAA